GUGAGUAGAAGGAAUCUAGAAGAAAAUAAGUUUAAACACUUCGCUUUGGCUCACUUGCCUGGGUUUCAGCUGCAGCUACUGUACUUUGAUACUGAAGAAGCAGGGCUAGAUAUUUGCAAGUCCAAGCAGGAGGGCUGCAAGCCUGCAAAUCUAACAGCUGGAGAGUGUUGUGGUGGCUGCUUUCCUGUGGUAAGCUGAUUUACUUGUUUAAGGUCUGACCUCAUCAUCCUGUCAGCAUGGGUUCCCACCUACACUGUUAGCUGCAGCCUUCUGCUUCUGCUAGAAGGCUACAAGUAUUCACAGUGUAUCAUAGGCAGUGGGGGAGGGGAGAGAAAGCAAGAAAGACUGCUCUCGGCACUUGUGCUUUUGUUAGUUCUACAGAAGAGGCAGAAAAACAAGAGAUAACAAAGGCUCCGUUUCCUUUCUGUGAGAGAAGGCUUUUGUCUUUCCUCCUGCUACGAUGUCAGUGUCUGGCAAGAAAGAGUUUGAUGUGAAACAGAUCCUAAGGCUACGCUGGAGGUGGUUUAGUCAUCCUUUUCAAGGUUCCACCAACACUGGAAGCUGUCUUCAGCAGGAAGGAUAUGAGCAUAGAGGGACCCCGGUUCAGGGCAGGUUGAAGAGCCACUCUCGGGACAGAAACGGACUGAAGAAAAGCAACAGUCCUGUCCACCACAAUAUACUGGCACCAGUGCCAGGACCGGCCCCUGCCCAUCAGAGAGCCGUUCAGAAUUUGCAGCAACAUAAUCUGAUAGUACAUUUUCAAGCAAAUGAAGAUACUCCUAAGUCAGUUCCAGAGAAGAAUUUAUUCAAAGAAGCUUGUGAGAAACGCGCACAAGAUUUGGAGAUGAUGGCUGAUGACAAUAUAGAAGAUUCUACAGCAAGAUUAGAUACACAACACUCUGAAGACAUGAAUGCCACCAGAUCUGAAGAGCAGUUCCAUGUUAUAAACCACGCAGAGCAAACUCUUCGUAAAAUGGAGAACUACUUGAAAGAGAAACAACUAUGUGAUGUGCUACUGAUUGCAGGACACCUCCGCAUCCCAGCCCAUAGGUUGGUUCUCAGUGCAGUGUCUGAUUAUUUUGCUGCAAUGUUUACUAAUGAUGUGCUUGAAGCCAAACAAGAAGAGGUCAGGAUGGAAGGAGUAGAUCCAAAUGCACUAAAUUCCUUGGUGCAGUAUGCUUACACAGGAGUCCUGCAGUUGAAAGAAGAUACCAUUGAAAGUUUGCUGGCUGCAGCUUGUCUUCUGCAGCUGACUCAGGUCAUUGAUGUUUGCUCCAAUUUUCUCAUAAAGCAGCUCCAUCCUUCAAACUGCUUAGGGAUUCGAUCAUUUGGAGAUGCCCAAGGCUGUACAGAACUUCUGAACGUGGCACACAAAUACACUAUGGAACACUUCAUUGAGGUAAUAAAAAACCAAGAAUUCCUCCUGCUUCCAGCUAAUGAAAUUUCAAAACUUCUGUGCAGUGAUGACAUUAAUGUGCCUGAUGAAGAGACCAUUUUUCAUGCUCUAAUGCAGUGGGUGGGGCAUGAUGUGCAGAAUAGGCAAGGAGAACUGGGGAUGCUGCUUUCUUACAUCAGACUGCCAUUACUCCCACCACAGUUACUGGCAGAUCUUGAAACCAGUUCCAUGUUUACUGGUGAUCUUGAGUGUCAGAAGCUCCUGAUGGAAGCUAUGAAGUAUCAUCUUUUGCCUGAGAGAAGAUCCAUGAUGCAAAGCCCUCGGACAAAGCCUAGAAAAUCAACUGUGGGGGCACUUUAUGCUGUAGGAGGCAUGGAUGCUAUGAAAGGUACUACUACUAUUGAAAAAUAUGACCUCAGGACCAACAGUUGGCUACAUAUUGGCACCAUGAAUGGCCGUAGGCUUCAAUUUGGAGUUGCAGUUAUUGAUAAUAAGCUCUAUGUCGUGGGAGGAAGAGACGGUUUAAAAACUUUGAAUACAGUGGAAUGUUUUAAUCCAGUUGGCAAAAUCUGGACUGUGAUGCCUCCCAUGUCAACACAUCGGCACGGCUUAGGUGUAGCCACUCUUGAAGGACCAAUGUAUGCUGUAGGUGGUCAUGAUGGAUGGAGCUAUCUAAAUACUGUAGAAAGAUGGGACCCUGAGGGACGACAGUGGAAUUACGUAGCCAGUAUGUCAACUCCUAGAAGCACAGUUGGUGUUGUUGCAUUAAACAACAAAUUAUAUGCUAUUGGUGGACGUGAUGGAAGUUCCUGCCUCAAAUCAAUGGAAUACUUUGACCCACACACUAACAAGUGGAGUUUGUGUGCUCCAAUGUCCAAAAGACGUGGAGGUGUGGGAGUUGCCACAUACAAUGGAUUCUUAUAUGUUGUAGGGGGGCAUGAUGCCCCUGCUUCCAACCAUUGCUCCAGGCUUUCUGACUGUGUGGAACGGUAUGAUCCAAAAGGUGAUUCAUGGUCAACUGUGGCACCUCUGAGUGUUCCUCGAGAUGCUGUUGCUGUGUGCCCUCUUGGAGACAAACUCUACGUGGUUGGAGGAUAUGACGGACAUACUUAUUUGAACACAGUUGAGUCAUAUGAUGCACAGAGAAAUGAAUGGAAAGAGGAAGUUCCUGUUAACAUUGGAAGAGCUGGUGCAUGUGUUGUAGUGGUGAAGCUACCCUAAAGCUAUCUAUCUUUAUCAAAUGGAAUGAAACUGGAUAAUUUCAAGAAACUGAGUAGGACAAAGAGAGAAAGAAAUACAUGUUCUUUUUCCUGCAAUUAAUAAUCAGACUGGAAAAUUGUUGUAUCAUUUUAAUUUGUAGUUACAAUUGCUUUCAUUCGUGAAGCCGAAACGUUUUUAAACAUGAAUUACAUAUGAAUUAUUAAGCAUAUGUGCUUUCGCAGCUGAUAAUAUAAAAGGAAAUCCCAUAGUCUAGAUAUAGCCCCAUUACUACAAAAUGCUAAAAUAUUUAAUGAAAAUUGAUGGUGGCCACAGUGUGCAGGUUAUAAAAGCAUUAAUACAUUUCAAGGUAAGAGCCUUAGAAGUUAAAAACAUUUUCAGUUUUUUUUAAAAAACGUACUCUUAUUAUCUGGAACAUAGAAAUAUAAAAGGUAACAUCUAAAGCUUAGAAUAGUGUGAUUUUUAGUAAGCCAUUAUUCUCCUAUUCAAAUAAUAUCCCAAAGAGCUAAACAAUUCCUUACAUUUACCAAGAGGAAAGCUUUUACUGUGUUGAAGCUAAAAAAAAUAAUGGCUCUUUGACAAAACUUGUUAUGUUCAUCACGGUAUGUCAAAAUUUUUACAGGUUUGCUCAUCUGCCAGAGCACACAUAUAAAUUUGGUAUUUCUUAACAUAUUAUCUUGUUAGAUUUGUUAUCAGUAAAAUAUUACUGUAAUUUCAUAUACACAGUCUAUACAAUGAAAUAAUGAAUAUUUAUCAUAUUGAUACAAACUGUGACCUCAGCUUCAGAGUGUCAGGGCCUCACUUGUAUAGAAUGUAAUGUUCUCCUCAAACAUUUAUGUUAACUCUAUAAACAAAUAUUGUUAAGUUAAACAAGUUUUCAAAAACAAAACAAUUUUUAAAGUACCUUAAAAUUGAGGAUGUUACUCAGUGUUAACAAAUGGGAACACCAAAAUAUUCAAUAAGCCUGGUCAAUUCUAUAGUUAUCUUUUUUGUACCAACACAUGCUUUUCUGUUACUGUUAUAUUAUCCAGUAGAAAAUGUUAGGAUAUGUGUGCUAUAUAUAAAAAAAAAGACUUGUUAAGUUGUAAAAUAACAAAAAUGGCUAGUUGAAUAGUAUUUUAUGUGUAAUUCUUCCAUUUAUUCUGUUUAAUUAUACAACUAAGAUGAAAUAUUGAAAAACCCUUUGUGAAAGUAACUUUUCAAGUAAAUGCACAACUUUAGAAUUUCUACAAAUAAGUUCUUUUAAACAGUCUUUUUAUUGUGGAUUGUGAAAUCAAAAUCUGGAGAAAUGCUUACAAAAUAUACUACUAGCUUUUAAGUUUUAAGAAAGAACAACGUAAGUUGUGCAAAGAUAUUUGUACUUUGACAAACUGAAUUUAAAUAAACUUUAUUUCCUCUCACUAUAGUGUGGCUUUAGAAUAUACCAAGUACAACCUGAA
Pan troglodytes (chimpanzee) is the source of this 4053-nucleotide messenger RNA. It is a transcript of the gene KLHL4, whose product is annotated as kelch like family member 4. Gene Ontology annotation, molecular function: protein binding. NCBI's taxonomy places the organism in Eukaryota, Metazoa, Chordata, Mammalia, Primates, Hominidae. The transcript is spliced from 11 exons. The coding region runs from base 461 to 2617 and encodes 718 amino acids. The record is from RefSeq and is a predicted model, not a curated record.